Messenger RNA from Phanerochaete carnosa HHB-10118-sp, 624 nucleotides. RefSeq lists its product as uncharacterized. The transcript is spliced from 5 exons. Gene Ontology annotation, molecular function: RNA binding. The annotation marks the transcript as partial. Gene Ontology annotation, cellular component: nucleolus. NCBI's taxonomy places the organism in Eukaryota, Fungi, Basidiomycota, Agaricomycetes, Polyporales, Phanerochaetaceae. The record is from RefSeq and is a predicted model, not a curated record.
CGGACGACACUCAAGUCCGAAACGAGAAGAGUCCCUAUACCCCCUCACCGCAUGACCCCUCUCAAAAAAGAUUGGGUGAAUAUCUUCGGGCCGUUGACAGAGAUCCUCGGCCUGCAAGUUCGGAUGAAUGUUCAGAGGAGAUGUGUAGAGAUCAGAACGUCAAAGCAUACCAAAGAGGUGGGAGCUCUUCAAAAAGGAGCAGACUUCGUCAAAUCAUUUGCCCUCGGCUUCGAUGUCAAUGACGCGAUUGCGUUGCUUCGUUUGGAUGACCUUUACCUUGACUCCUUCGAGAUUAAGGACGUGAAGACUCUUCAUGGCGAUCAUCUAUCCCGUGCCAUCGGCCGAAUCGCUGGUCAAGAUGGUAAAACAAAAUUUACGAUCGAAAACGCCAGUCGGACACGAAUUGUCCUCGCAGAUACCAAAAUCCACAUCCUGGGUUCCUUCCAAAAUAUAAAAAUUGCAAGAGACGCAAUCGUCUCGCUUAUUCUAGGUUCACCACCUGGCAAAGUAUACGCAGGUCUCAGGACUGUCAGCAGCCGUAUGCGGCAGCGUGCAUUGUAAAUCCCGAUGGUGUUUGUACUUUACGGUCACUAUGCGAUCUGAGGAGGUGUCCUCUGUACGUCC